Messenger RNA from Corvus hawaiiensis (hawaiian crow), 1166 nucleotides. It is a transcript of the gene NKIRAS1, whose product is annotated as NFKB inhibitor interacting Ras like 1. NCBI's taxonomy places the organism in Eukaryota, Metazoa, Chordata, Aves, Passeriformes, Corvidae. Gene Ontology annotation, biological process: canonical NF-kappaB signal transduction. The transcript is spliced from 5 exons. Gene Ontology annotation, molecular function: GTPase activity; GTP binding. The record is from RefSeq and is a predicted model, not a curated record. The coding region runs from base 191 to 766 and encodes 191 amino acids.
CGCCAAUGGGAGCCGGGGGCGGGGCCCGCGCGGGUCAAUGGGGCCGGGCCGGACGCUCUGUCCAGUGUAUGCUUUUCAGAGCACCCUGGCUUGUGAAGCAUUACCUGGUUAAACUGGAAUUGAAGCAGGACAGUGCCAACCCCUCCUGGUCCAGAAAAGGGCUCCGCUGCGGAACCGGCCCUCGGCAAAGAUGGGGAAGGGCUACAAGGUGGUGGUCUGUGGAAUGGCCUCAGUGGGAAAGACUGCGAUUUUGGAGCAGCUUCUCUAUGGAAAGCAUACUGUUGGCUUAGAAGAGGGUGCCACAAUGGAAGAUGUGUAUUUGGCAUCGGUGGAGACAGACCGAGGCGUGAAGGAACAGCUGCGGCUUUAUGACACCAGGGGUCUGCAGGAGGGCGUGGAGCUGCCCAAGCACUAUUUCUCUGUGGCUGAUGGCUUCGUUCUGGUAUAUGCCGUGACCAGCCUUGAAGCCUUCCAAAGAGUCGAACUGCUCAAAAAGGAGAUUGAUGUCUUCAGAGACAAAAAGGAGGUUACACUUAUUGUCUUGGGAAACAAAACUGACCUCCUGGACCAAAGGCAAGUGGAAACAGAAGCAGCACAGCAAUGGGCAAGGGCUGAGAAAGUGAGACUGUGGGAAGUGACUGUGACAGAUCGGAAAACACUGCUUGAACCCUUCACCUUCUUAGCUAGCAAACUGUCCCAGUCCCAGAACAAAUCAACAUUUCCCUUGCCUGGAAGGAAGAGCAAAGGGAAUAACUGUGAUAACUAGACUAGCUUAGCAUUGUCUCCUGCUGCCAGGUCACAGUCUAAGUCCUUUUUGUGCCAUUUGCUUCUUGCAGUUUCACUUAAAGCAAUAAUAUCAUUCAGCAAUAAAAUCAGCAAGCUUAUAGCUAAGAGGUAUCCUUCCUUCCCAUAGACUUGGCUUGAAAAAGCUGCUGGUGGUAAAAGUGUCAAAAAGCGCUUUAUGAGAGUAGUUAUUUUGCAUCCAGGGCUAUGGAGGAGGAAGGGAUAGAUGGAUACCUCUCUAGCAGGGGCUUUUAGUAUGCCUGGGUAUAGCUAUGUUGAGGGACAAAUCAACAAGCUUACCAGUAUAUAAUCCCCCUGCAGAUCUAUAGCCUGUAGUCACAAAAAGUAUUAGCUGCAAUAAAGCAUUCAAUUUGGAAAGGUGA